UGCAGGGAUUGUCCGUCCCCUAUUAGUUUUAUUAUUAUUGCAACUGUACGGCAUCAGAGAACGAUUAAUAAGAUGAGCACCAUCCACAUCCCUUCGACUGGCGGGAAAGAGCCCUUCUGGGGGCCGCAAACAUCAAAGAUGAAGUUCCGUCAACACGAUCUUGUCCAUUGACCGUGAUAGCAAUUGCUGACGAAUCGUAUUAUAGCUUUUGCGAGGAGGUAUGGGAUUCAUCUACAUUCUCCUUUGUCAUUUCCUCCUCGGGAAAUCCCCAGUGUACUUGUUUUCACUGUUGUUUUUCUGAGGCCGGUUGAGGCGGAAGUCUCCGGAAGCUCGCUUUUGUGCCUGCUAUUCCCCAUGUAUCAGUGUUUCGGAGAGUUGAGCGUCAAUUGAAGUGAUCAGAGCCUUCUUACUGAUUGCUUGCUACUCAAAAGGACUACCAUUUCAGCUCCUACACCGGGGAAUUCAUAAACACCGUAACGAGCUUCAGCUAUGUCUUUUUUGGUGGAUAUGGAUUGUACCGUCAGUUCAAGACCGGGACUAGGGUGGAGAUAUCACAUUGUCUGUCGUAUAUCUCUUUGAUGAUCGUCGGCAUCGGGUCGACGCUGUUUCAUGCAUCGCUGAAGUAUCCGCUCCAACUAGUGGACGAUCUAUCUAUGCUACUUGGAGGGGGUAUCAUGUUCCAUUACUUCCUCACCAUCAAUAGCAGCACCAAAGUCCGCUUCGGCCUCUUUUCCCUUAUCACCAUCGUCCUCUCCUUGGCUGUCUGGGCCCAUAUCUCCUCUGGCGACUCGGCAUUACAUCAAGUCGUGUUUGGUAGCAUGGUUGUUACCGUUGGUUUCCGGACAUUUUCACUUCUCAACCGGUUGAUCGUCGAUGAAGCGUUGAAGUCGAAGUUGAAGCAGUUCGGUACAAUCGGCUACCUUACAUUGAUCGCUGCGUAUGUAUUUUGGCUGGUCGAUGUCUUUGCCUGUCAGCCUCUACGGUCAUUGAGGCAUACUAUCGGCUUGCCUUCUGCAUGGCUAUUUGAGUUCCAUGGCUGGUGGCACAUUCUCACUUGCAUUGGCGUGUAUAUGUAUAUGGUCCUUGCCGAAUUCCUGCAGCCGGCGUACUGGACGAGUGUUCUCAAACCAGGCCAGGGAUUUAUCGCCCUUAUGAAGGGACCCGGGAUAUUGAAGAAGAGUGACACUGUGGAAAAGAAGCGCCGCUGAAGAGCUGGCCUGUUGACUAGGCAAGGCAGCUAUUCUGGCUUCUUUCAGUCCAUCGAAGCUGUGUGCAGCGAUGAGUUUCCAAAGCUUAACGGGGAUCGUGUCCGGGGGUUUAUUACAGAUGUGUACAUCAUAUGCAAUAGUUUAAACUCUGAAGUUCAACGUUGUUAUAUUUACUCUGCC
Monascus purpureus is the source of this 1388-nucleotide messenger RNA. The record is from the annotation of a GenBank genome assembly. Lineage: Eukaryota; Fungi; Ascomycota; Eurotiomycetes; Eurotiales; Aspergillaceae.